UGAGUGUAACUUGAGAAUUUAACCCUUUGCUUCUUGUUACCACAAGCCAAGCCCUCUCUCUCUCUCUCUCUCUUUUUUUUUUUUUUUGCACGGGGGGGCAUGCGUUUCUCUUGAAGAAAACAACUCGCAUGUCCCAUUGAAAAACAGCUGAGGAUCCGAAAGGAAGGAGCGGAUGAGGAGAGAGAGAGAGAGAGAAAGGGAGAGAGAGACAAGCAGACAAAAGAAGCUGCGGCUGCGUUGAGUGUCGCGUCUUGGGAGCACGAUAGCUGGCCAUCCACUUGGUUUCUUUAUCAUUUUCAUUAGUAAAGCACAUCAAGGGCGGGGGAGCUCUGAAGGCCGAGCGCGUGCAUUCUGAUAUUUCGAGGUGCAUCGUAUUGAGGGACUCGAUACCGGACUGGGCGCAUCUUGUAUCGCGCGAUAAAGCAGAACAAAGGGAGUCUUGAGCGAGGAAUGCGCGAGCCGAGCCUGGCGCCGCCGAAACAGGGCCAAAUGUUCUUCUGAGACCUGGAGAAAGGCGCAAAGUCUCUCGAAACAUCAUUUAACACAGCAUCGAAACAGACGAUUCUCAAACCGCAACAAACCACGCUAUUCACCAUGUUUCCCCAGAAUCGACCUCCGGCUCCAUUGCAACCUCCACCAGGAUCCUCAGCUUCAGCUGCAGCAGCAGCAGCUGCGGCCGCUGCUGCAUCAGGGUCAACACAACCUCUGAAACUCACUUACCCUGAGACCCUAGACCGCAUAAAGGAGGAGUUUCAAUUCCUGCAGACACAGUAUCACAGUUUGAAGUUGGAGUGUGAAAAGCUGGCCACGGAGAAGACAGAAAUACAGAGACAUUAUGUCAUGUACUAUGAAAUGUCCUACGGCCUCAACAUAGAGAUGCACAAACAGACGGAGAUCGCCAAGCGGCUGAAUGUGAUUUGUGCCCAGCUCAUUCCAUUCCUGUCACAGGAGCACCAGCAGCAGGUGGUCCAGGCCAUGGAGCGCGCCAAACAGGUGACUAUGGGGGAGUUGAAUGCGUCGAUAGGGCAACAGCUGCAGGCCCAGCACCUUUCUCAGCAUGCUGCCCAGGGGUUACCCAUGGCCCCUCACCCCUCCGGCUUGCCUCACCCAGGAUUGGCUUUGGGGGGCGGCUCCGGGCUGCUGGCCCUUUCUGGAGCUCUCGGGGCCCAGUUGGCCUCUAAAGACGAGCGAGCCCAUUUGGAGGCCGUGGCAGCGGCGGCCGCAGCAGAGCACCACAGAGACUGGCCGCGGGGACGUUUACCUGCUCUUCCCAUGAUCCCCAUAGACCGUGAACCUGGACCAAGUUCACUCUCAAACGGAGACAAAGGGAGGUCCUCAGACUACCUCAGCAAUGGAAAAAAGAGAAAAGCAGAUGAGAAGGAGUUUAUGACCGACUAUGGCAGCGACGCGGAAAAGAGUGAUGACAAUUUGGUUGUUGAUGAGGACCCUUCUUCGCCAAGAAGCGUGCAGUCGUACUCCUCAAGAGAGAACGGAUUAGAUAAACUUCCCCCUUCCCGUAAGGAGCCUCUGCCCCAGGCCAGUCCGACCUCGCUGGCUUCCUCCAGCAGUGCUGCUUCCCCUUCACGCAGCAAGGAGCCUCCACCGAGAGAGAAGUCCAGCACUCCAGGGAUGAAGCCUGGAACGCCCAUGUCCCAGGAGUCGUCCACUCCAGGCCCCAGCGUUCCUCCACAGUUUCGUCCUGUUCCUGGGAAACCAGGGGUUGACCCUCUUGCAUUGGGUCUAAGGAAUCCGUUGGCAGUUCAGGGCGCAUAUCCCCCUGGUGCAUUUGGUCUUCCUCCUCCGGGAGUUAAUGGUGAGUUGGCUGGAGCUGCGGGAUAUGGUGCUGGUCUCCACCUCGUCUCCCCUCAGAUGAACGGGUCGGCUGCUGCUGCUGCCGCUGCUGCUGCCGCCGCUGCAGGAUAUGGACGUUCACCUGUGGUGGGCUACGAGUCUCCUCACCCUCAUAUGAGAGUUCCAGGGUUACCGGGUAGCCUGCAGUCAGCAGCUACGGGAAAACCUGCUUACUCGUUCCAUGUGAGCGCAGAUGGUCAAAUGCAGCCGGUGCCCUUUCCUCCUGAUGCCCUCCUCGGCCCUGGCAUCCCACGUCAUGCUCGUCAGAUCCACACUCUGAGUCAUGGAGAGGUGGUGUGCGCAGUCACCAUCAGCACCUCCACACGCCACGUCUACACCGGUGGCAAAGGUUGUGUCAAAGUAUGGGACAUCAGCCAACCAGGCAGCAAGAGCCCGAUGGCCCAACUGGACUGUUUGAAUCGAGACAACUACAUCCGCUCAUGCAAGCUUCUUCCAGAUGGGCGGACCUUGAUAGUUGGGGGCGAGGCCAGCACACUGUCUAUCUGGGACUUGGCCACACCCACUCCACGCAUCAAGGCUGAAUUGACGUCCUCGGCUCCGGCCUGCUACGCUCUGGCCAUCAGUCCGGACAACAAGGUCUGCUUCUCCUGCUGCAGUGACGGAAACAUCGUAGUCUGGGACCUGCACAACCAGACACUCGUCAGGCAGUUCCAAGGCCACACAGAUGGAGCCAGUUGUAUUGAUAUUUCUAAUGAUGGGACCAAAUUGUGGACGGGAGGUCUGGACAACACUGUACGCUGCUGGGACCUGAGAGAGGGGCGACAGCUGCAGCAGCAUGACUUCACAUCACAGAUCUUUUCUCUGGGUUACUGUCCCACGGGCGAGUGGCUUGCAGUGGGGAUGGAGAGCAGUAAUGUGGAAGUGCUGCACGUCUCCAAACCAGACAAAUACCAGCUACACCUUCAUGAAAGCUGCGUUCUCUCGCUCAAGUUUGCCUACUGUGGUAAAUGGUUUGUAAGCACAGGCAAAGAUAAUCUACUGAAUGCAUGGCGAACUCCUUAUGGAUCAAGCAUAUUCCAGUCCAAGGAGUCGUCGUCCGUCCUCAGCUGUGACAUUUCCCCUGAUGACCAGUUCAUCGUCACUGGCUCGGGAGAUAAGAAGGCUACUGUGUAUGAAGUCAUUUACUAAACCGAAUGUGCUCAGAUCGUCGUCCGUUGAACUGAUUAGAUGGAGGAGAAACGGAUUCAUCAUUUCGCCUCGGAGUUUGUAGAGACAAAAGGUGCGACAUGGACCUGAAUAUGAACUCUGCGGGACGGCUGUGCUUUUCUACUCCAGGACGGGAUUGGUGGAUCUCCAGAACUGACCUUGUUGUUUUUUUAAUGCUGUGAGGAAAGCUGGUAGUCUAGCUUGAAAAACGUGGAAUUUCUCCAAAGACCUCCUCUUUUCUUCUUUUGUCUUUCUUUCUUUUUUUAAUAAAAAAAAAUACAAGAUGAAACCUCUGUAGUGAAUAUAAUAGAAAAAGAAAUCUUAUUUUUUUAGCCUUCGGAAUUUUCAUGGACUAUUAUGGAGCCGUGGUGUAUGAAUGAAUUAUGACGAGACCUAAAGGACUGGCCUAAGAACUUCUUCAUCGAUUGUGUUUUUAUUUGUUUGUUUUUUUUUUGUAAAAGCUGACCUGAUUAUGAUUGUAUGGAUGAUGUUAGAAGAAGAUGAUGGAAAGGACAACAAGGCUCUGGAUUUUAGGGUUUCAUUGACUUCAGGGAAACGGCUAUAAAGACUCUCGGUUAACGUCCUAUCACGUGAAUACUGUAUGUUGGAGCAUGUUGAAAAUUAUUUUGACUUUGGUCGCAAACUUGGUAUGUAUGAACUGUAAAUAAAGCUCUUUAAAAGCCAGAAGAUA
This is a messenger RNA of Danio rerio (zebrafish), 3709 nucleotides long. The record is from RefSeq and is a predicted model, not a curated record. NCBI's taxonomy places the organism in Eukaryota, Metazoa, Chordata, Actinopteri, Cypriniformes, Danionidae.